CCGUGGUGCUGAGCGCGCGGCUCGGCGUCGGCGCGGCUCCAGGCCUGGCUGAGGCCGCGUCUUGCGACACUCCCGGCCCCCGCGCAGCCGCGGUGCAGGCAGCAUGGAGCUGAAGAGGGGAAAGACUUUCAUCAAAUCCAGCCUGCACGUCUCCCACGAGCAGCCCGCGGGCCCAGCCGCCCCCGCCCCCGCCCGGCACGACGCAGGCCCCGACUCGGUCUCGCUGGGGACGCAGCAGCAGGCCCCGGGCGGGCGAGGCCCCCACGCCGGUCCCAGCGCCCACGCGUGCCUCAGGGGCUCCAGCAAGGCGGCACAGCCAGACCCCGAGGGGGCAGCCCCUUUCAAACUGCUGCGGAAGAGCAAGACCCCCGACAGUGGGCCGGGGGCCGGCAGGGCAGCACCGCCGGGGCACCUGGUGGGCAGUGCCAGCUUCCCGGGGCCCUCGGGCAGCCAGCGCAUGAUCGAUUACCGCCACUCGGUGCCGCAGGCGCCCUUCGUGCCGGCCGUGGCCAAGAGCCUGCCGAGGAAGAGGGUCUCCCUGAAAAGGCCCAAGAAGUGCUUCCGGAGCCUGUUCCACCUCCGCAGAAGCAAGACGGAGACGCCGGCCUCGCCGGGAAAGAGCCCGCCCUCGCCCGGGAGCCCUUCGGGGUCCGGAGGGCGGCGGGGCCAGGCCUUCCCCUGGGGCGAGGGCCUGUGCCAGGACCUGUCCGACGGCGAGGUCCUGCCCGACGCCCCUUAUGACCUCUGCAGGGCCCUCUGUGAGGACGUGGCCUCGCUCAAGAGCUUCGACUCCCUCACGGGCUGUGGGGAGAUCUUCGCGGACGAGAGCUCGCUGCCGCCGCUGGAGCUGGACGGGGGCCUGCCGGGCGCAGCCCGGGCGUCGCAGGCUGCGGAGAGCAAGGCGCCCAGGGGCCCCGCGCAGGACCAGCUGCCGCCACCCGCCCCGAACGAGGUGGCCGACUUGGCCAAGUUCUGGGACAACGUGAAUCACUCCGUGAGGCAGCAGCGGCGUGCCCUGCUGGGCCCGCGGCCUGAGGGGCCCCCGGGGACGGGACUGGCCCAGCUCCCACUGUGGCCCUGCCGGGACCUCCUGGGCGGCUCCAAAGCCAGUUCCACAGACACGGGCACCCCCAAGAGCGACCAGCCAGAGUCCCUGUCCACGAGUGACGAGGGCUACUACGACGCCUUCUCCCCGAGCCUGGAGGAGGACAGGCAGGGCGCCCCGAGCCCCGGCACCCCCGCCGCCGCCUUCCCGCGGGAGAGCUACAGCGGAGACGCCCUCUACGAGCUCUUCUGCGACCCCAGUGAGGGCCCCGCGGGCCCCGGCCUGGACGAUGGGGACCUCUGUGUGUCGGAGAGCCUGUCGGGGCCGGCCCUGGGGGCGCCGCGGUCCAUGUGCAGCUUCCACGUGGGGGCGGACGAGAACCUGGCCCCAGGGCCGGGCCCCGACCUGCUCAGCCAGGGCUUCUCGCAGAGCUCCUGGAGGGGCAAGGAGUGCCUGCUGAAGCUCUGCGACACGGAGCUCGCAGUCACCAUGGGCGUGGUCAACUGGCUGCGACGCGGCCCCGAGCUCCGGGCCCCGCCCACCUGCGCGGCGCCCCUGCUGCGGCGGCCGGCGGCGAGGCCGGGAGCGGACUCGGAGAAGAAAGGGCUGAGUCCAGGGCGGGAGGGCGGGGCGGCUGGGGCCCCGGACGCCGGUGCAGGUGCGGCCGCAGCGGGCUCGGCGCCGGGCGGGCAGGAGCCGUGGGGGCGCUCGGGUACCAGGGGCCCCCUCGCUGGAGAGAGCGAGGCGCUAGCAGCGGCCGCGCGGGGUGCCGGCUCUCCGCCCAGGGACCCGCCGGCGAGGUGUGUGUGGGUCUCUGGGGAAGCAGGGGCCCGAGGCGGCCUUGAAGGCCAGUUCUCUCCCGCGGGGCCUGCAGCCUCGGUGACGCCAGACGCUGCCAGCAAGGACGAGGUCAUAACUCCCCUCGCCUGGCCACACUCCCAGGAGCCACCUGGGAACGCGGGGUGUCCCCGAGACUGGCGGAGGCCUGGUCUCGGGGGAGGCCCUCCGCAGGUGGAGGCCGCACUGGCAGGCUGCGCGGCCCAGGUCGCGGCCCUGCAGAUCCGCCCGGAUAGCGAGCCCCGGGCCGCGCAGCCCCCUCGGCCGGACACUAGCAGCUGCUGUGGACCACCGUGCGGGCGGCCUCAGGACGGGGACACACACGCAGUGCAGCCGCAGUGGCCCGACAGCCCCUCCGUGGCCAGCCCGCCCCAUGGCCCGCAGGCUCCCAAGCGCCCCGGCCUCGUCCUGGACCUGCCGCGGCCGGGAGAGCGGCCUGCCCAGUCCCGGGCCUCCGCGCAGGGCCAGCACCUGUAGCUGCCCUGGACGGCCCCGGGGGCCAGGGGACUCGGAAUGCCCUCAGCCGCCGCCCUGCCUGGGCCCCUGGGGCCGCCGGCCAGGACCCCCUCCAAAGCAGGAGGAGAGAGCCCCCCGCAAAGCGGCAGCAGCUUCCUGUCCCCCUGGGGCGUCCCUGCAGCCAGCCCGAGGCAGGGGCUCUCAGGCUGGCCUUGUGGUCACCAGGAGCUGCAUCUUCAAGGCCACCAUCAGGAGAACCUAAGACCAAAAUCUCAUCUUUUGUCCCCAACGUGACAACUGUGUUGGGGGACACGGUGGCAGGGCAGAGCCCAGGAGAGUGGGGCACGGUGUUUUGUCUCGGAGGAAACUGCGCCGGAACCCCUGGGCUCAGGCAGAGCAGGCUCAGCAGCCCAAGGCCAAGGGCCCUCCCAAGUGCCCGCUGGUGUCCCCACAAGGCAUGGAGGAGCCCGGAGCCAGGCUGCCUGAGAAGCAGCUGCGCCUGGCGGUGCCGCCACCGCAGGCCGGAGAGGAGCCUGGGCUUGGAGCUGACGGGAAGGAAACUCUGCGUGCCGGGAACGGGGAGGGCAGCUGCCGAGGAGCUGGAUGGGGGGCGGGAAUCAUCAGUGGGUGAGUGUGGGGUCCGAGGCUCGGGGUGGCGGAUGCUCAGGGUGGACGCCAGGUGAGGGGCGGCCGCGGGUGAGCCUGGGAGUGCCCGCCGGCCCGCUCUCCGCCCGGACCCCGCAGCCGCAGUGGCCUGGGAGCCUCAAGGGGCUUCUUCAUGGGGACACGAAGCAGAACCAGCUCCGUCUCAGUGAGAGCCUUGACAGAGCCAGGCCCACCGUCUCUGCGCCGCCCGGCCUCCCGUCCUGGCCAGCAGGUGUUGCCGAAGCGUCUGUCAAAGGCUACCCCUGAAAACAAUGUCUUCGCCCAGCCGGCGCUCCAAGGGGAGCCACGACACAGAAUGCUGUUUGGGAACAACAGGCAUUGCCCUCGUCCCCCGUCCCCAAAAGCCCCGACACACACAGGGCACCGGGCCCUCAGAACAGGGGAGGGAAGGGGGUCCGGGGCCCCUGGGAGGGCAGGCCUCAGUCCUGGCCUGUGUUUGGGAUGCGAGGCACGGAGCCCCCCUUGGCCAACACACGCGGUGGGACGUGAAGGGUAGGUCGCCGCCGCAGGCAGCCCGGGAGCGGGUUUCUAUCCAGGGUGGCCAGCGCAGGCCGGGGUGUGGGUCCGGUCCGGGACACAGCGGGGCGCCGCAGACCCAAGGCCCGCCCGAGGCUUUGUUUCAGGUGAGGAAACGCCUGCAGCCCUCGGUAGAAAGUCCUUGGCGGGGCUGGCUGUGUGCGGGACGCAGGUGGCACCGGUCACCGCAAAGGCUUCCAUCAAGGCUCCCUGCAGGCCCACCCAGACCCGGACCACGAGGACGACAGCCAGGGCCAGCCUGCCC
Pteronotus mesoamericanus is the source of this 3785-nucleotide messenger RNA. RefSeq names its product APC membrane recruitment protein 3 (gene AMER3). Bases 104 to 2359 code for a protein of 751 amino acids. Gene Ontology annotation, biological process: regulation of canonical Wnt signaling pathway. The transcript has 2 exons. Gene Ontology annotation, cellular component: plasma membrane. NCBI's taxonomy places the organism in Eukaryota, Metazoa, Chordata, Mammalia, Chiroptera, Mormoopidae. The record is from RefSeq and is a predicted model, not a curated record. Gene Ontology annotation, molecular function: phosphatidylinositol-4,5-bisphosphate binding; beta-catenin binding.